Molecule: messenger RNA, 3398 nt
Organism: Rhopalosiphum padi (bird cherry-oat aphid)
Lineage: Eukaryota; Metazoa; Arthropoda; Insecta; Hemiptera; Aphididae
Product: zinc finger protein on ecdysone puffs-like
Exons: 13
Coding region: 206-2443 (745 amino acids)
Cellular component (GO): nucleus
Source: RefSeq, a predicted model, not a curated record
AGAACGGGGUGGUGUGGCACUGGGGCGGCGGAGAUAUAGUUUGUAAUUUGUGUGCCGUUGCUGUUCGAGGCCAUUUUGCUAAUGUUUAUUUAGAAUUGAAAAUUCGUAAUCGUGUUCAGUGUUUAAUCACCGCGUUCCCUGGAGUUUCAUACCGGAAUACUCCCUCACACCUCUGUCAUCCGCACGCGCAUUGGUGAUCGACACGAUGGCUUACAGAUCUAGUCGUGGUGGUUUUGGCAAUACGAGAGGAGGAAAUCGUGGGACUUCUUACAAUUCAAAUUAUGGCAGUCCAAGAGGUAGUCGUGGUGGAAAUAAUUACAACGACAGUUACAGAAGCCGAGGUAAUAGUUCAUUUCGUGGGUCUCGGGGAGGCAUUCGAGGAAAUAGUGGAUCUUGGUCCGGUAAUUCACCAUCAACCGGUGGUUAUAGCAGCAUGAAUCGCAACAAUGCAUCUAACUGGUCAUCUCAAGGAGAUUCUAAUUAUGAAUCAAGAAACCGCUAUUCUGGUAAUAAUGAUCGAUAUUCAAGUAGUCAUAAUGAUGACUAUAGGCGAUAUAAAGAGGGUGGAAGAAGUCACAGAGACUCAGACAUGGGUGGAUAUUCAAGUUCCGGUGACGACUUUGGCCGUUAUAGUAGUGGUGGUGGUGGUGGUGGUGGAGGAGGUGGUGGUAGCAGCAGUUAUGUUGAAGAACGUAGUAGCAGAUCAUCCUAUGUUCCUGAUAAUAACUAUGGAGGAAGUAGCAGUUACAGAGGCCGUGAGAGUUCACGUGACUAUGGCUCAGAUUUUCGUAAGCCAUUACCUCCCGAUGAUGAUCGUUCUUCACCACCAUCCCCAAGAUAUUCUGGCCCAUCAAAUAGAGGCAGGGGUACUAGGGGAUUCCGUGUUGCUGAAAGACCUGGUAUGAGGGGUAGAUCUACUGCUAACGUGUCUUAUAGAGGAUCAUUUGGAGGUAGUACAGGACUUCUCAAACGCAAACGACUUGAACCUACACCAGCUUGGCGCACAAAUCCUAUUCGUAAAGGAUAUGAUAUGGCCAAUAGAAGGAUACAUACAGUCAAAAGAACUAGUAUGCGAGAUCAUGAUGAUUAUCGUGCAAGAAAAAUUGCAGAAUUCAGGGAAAAAACUCGGCAACUUCGUGAACGUGUAAGGUCUCCAUCAUUGGACGAAGAAGAAGUAGAAGAGGAAGUGGAAGAAGAAGUAGAGGAAGAAGAAUCAGUCAAUGAUGAUGAAGGAGAAAGACCUGAGGAUGAUGCUGAAAAAAAAGAUAAAUUGCCCAAAAAGAAAAAGAAAGUUAUUAAAAAAGUAAUGAAAAUUGUUAAAAAAAAAGUGAAAAAACAAAAACUAAAUGGCGAAGUAUCUAAAUCUGGUUCUGGAGAUAAAACUUCGCCUCGAAAAAAUGAAAACAACUUGUUAGAUUCUAGAGGAGAACCAUUUAUUAAACUAUUGUGUCCACAUUGUGAAGUAACCUGCAAGACUUUUAGAGAAUAUGAGAUACAUUUACUGAAAAUACGUCAUCGCACUGCAAUGUCUCAAUUAGCUCGUAAACGUAAGCAUGAAUUAUUUAUGUUUCGUCAGGAUCAACGCAAAGAACAAAAGGAAAUUGAUGACAAAGCAACAGAAGAAGAUCCAAAAACUGAUAUUAACUAUUGCAAAUUAUGCCAAUUAAAUUUCAAACAACCUAAAAGUGAUCACUUUAGUAGUAUUUUGCACAAAAAAAUUAAACAAUUUCUACAACCAGCUUGUAAUGUUUGUCAUUUGAUGUUUGCCUCGCCAAUGCGUUAUGAACAUCAUUUGUGCAGCACUAACCAUUUAAAGAAAGUUGAUAUUUAUGAUCGCCGAACUAAAAGAAUGGCUGCUGUUCCUAGUGCAGAUGAAGCUGAUGGUGAUGUGGAUAUGGACAAUUUUAUGGUUUUGGACUCAGUUGGAUCUGGUGAUGAUGAGGGAUCAGAAGAAGGUGAAAAUGCUCAAGAUAAUAAAGAUGAUGGAAAAAAGAAAUCUAAGUCUAAAAAAGAAAUUAGCCUAGGUAAAGAAUUUUGUAAAAAAGUUGAAGUAUAUUACUGUGAACUGUGCAAAUUCAAUUUACCCCCACAUGAUGAUGUUGAACAGCAAUUGAGUUUACAUUGCCGAAAUCGCGUACAUUUACAGCGAUAUGUGCAACAUUGUGAAAAAAAUAAAGCUCAAGAAAAGACUGCCGAAGUAGUUAGCAAAGAAUGUACUGAUGAAACAAAAUCAGACAGCGACUCCUCUAACAAAGGUGUUGGAAAUGAGGAUAAAAAUGAAACUUCAGACAACGGUGAUGAUUUAUCAAGUCUAAAUAUUCAACAAGAUGAAGAAAUGAAAAAUGAAUUUGAUUGGGCUUCAUUGGACACUGUCAUCGAAGUUAAUAAAAGUAUAGAUGACUCCGAUAAUGAAAAAUCUAUAGGCGAUUCCGAAUCUAAAUAAAAUUUUUCAAAGUAAUGGAAUGUAAUCACCACAUAGAAUUAUUUACAACUAUUCAAAUAAUAAGUCAUUUAUCUGUUGUCCAUAAUUAAUUUUCUACAAGACAAAUAUAUUAUUACUAUUGUUUCCUUUUAAACAUUUGUGAAGUAUAAUUGUUUUUUAUAUUCAUCAUCAAAUUAAUAAUCUGUAUGUUUUUAAUAGUAUGUAUGUUAGUAGUGCUAAAGUUAUGUGUAAUUUUCUGCCAACUAUUAAUUAGUGUUAAGCUUUUUAUAAUUUUAACUAUAAACUUAUAAUUUUAAUGUAAUCUAUUUUUAGGUAAUAAUGAAAUAAAAAUAAAUAGAAGUCCAUGUUCUUGUUUUAGAAAACUAAUGUUUUGUUAACCUUACACAAACAAAUUUUAAAAUAAAAAAGUUUACAUUAAAGCCUUGGUUCUCAACCAGUAUUUCAUUGAUUAAUAAUGUGAUAUGUAGCCAAAAAAAUUGUCUUAUUUUAUUUUUAAUGAAAUAAAUGUAUAUUAAAUAUUUUUUUUUCAAAAUCCAUUAAUUGAUGUAAGUUUAUUUAAAUUUAAGUUCUUAUUAAAAAGUUGAGAACCACUGCAUAUAGUACCAUUGUAUAAAUAUCUGAUUAUUUAUUUUACAAAAGAUUAAAUUAGAUUUAUUUAUUUAUUCAUAUGACUAUUAAAUUAGAUGAUUUGAUGUAUUUGUGACUUUUUGUAAGGGAUAUUCCAAAAGAGCCUUCAAAGACUUGAUAUAAGUACAGUCAGUUCAAAAAGUUCCUGAACUAUCAUUCCUAAAAAUAAACAAAUUACAGUACCAUAAAUGUUAUUAGAUUAAAAUAAAAUAGAAAUAACCUGCUAUAUUUUCAAAUAAAUGAGAAAUUUUGAUUGCUAUCUAACUAUUUAGCGUAGACUCGUGUGUAUUGUAUGAUUUUUAAAUAAAUAAUAUUCACGAACAACGAA